Messenger RNA from Thunnus maccoyii (southern bluefin tuna), 3596 nucleotides. RefSeq names its product transmembrane and coiled-coil domain family 1b (gene tmcc1b). The coding region runs from base 507 to 2504 and encodes 665 amino acids. The record is from RefSeq and is a predicted model, not a curated record. NCBI's taxonomy places the organism in Eukaryota, Metazoa, Chordata, Actinopteri, Scombriformes, Scombridae. The transcript is spliced from 9 exons. Gene Ontology annotation, cellular component: endomembrane system.
AUGAACAGCCUCCGGUGCACCACGAUAGCUUAUACUGCUAGCUGCUGGUGGAGGAGCAGACAAGCCAUCAAAACGGGGGCAACGAUGUAUUCGGAGCUUAUCUUCCACCACGCACGUGAUUUUUCUAAAUGUCCAUGGAAACAGCUGACUAAAGUUUGACAGCUAUCCCACCAGAUUUCCUUUUGGAAGAAUUAGCGAGAGGAAGUGUUGCUGGAAAUUCGCUUGGAUUAUUAUUCCUUUUUCUGUGUUAAAAGAUCCACACAUCAUUUGCUGAUGACCACAUCUGAAGCCAGUCCUGAGUUGUGAGUCAGAAGAGGAGAGCCUGGGCUGAUGACAAGCAUGACAUUGAGACAAGCCACAGAUGCAUGCCCACUCAAAAGGCCCAACUGAGCGCCAUCCCCUCUGCUUCCCGGCUCAACCAGCCUCUCAGAGGGGGGGUGUCGUCGGGGCGUAGCUAGUCCCCUGCACCCCCAAGUAGAACCUCACUGUGAAACUGGAGGUCUCUGAUGGAUCAGGGUAGUAGUGAGCAGAGUCCAGAGGAGCCGGACACAGGAGGCCGAGCGGAGACAGAGGUUGGCAGGAGGGCGUCGGAGUCAGAGCAUGGCUUGUCCAAAAUCACCCAUAAUGCCCUGGAGAACAUGGGAGCGUUGGGCCAUGGCCUAAAGCAGUUCUUCCAGCCACAGCGCCGACGCUCCUCCGUUUCCCCACAUGACUCCGCCUCAUCCUGCACGGGCGCCCCUCCCUCCGAACCCACAGAUGUAGGGUCAGAAGUAGGGGAUGCUCCUGCCUCCUCGGCUCCCUCUUUGGAUUCUGACAACCCUGCUGCUUCCGCCCCUCCCGCAGCUCUGAGCCGCGUUCUGCAGCAGAUCCGAGGUGCUCCACCAAUGAUGAAGCGAGGCACCAGCUUGCAGAGCCGCCGCAGCAAGGCUGGCACUGGGGAUCCUCCCCAGAAAGGUAGCCCCCAGAUCCACCGGCGCAGCACCCAUGAGGCCCUGCUGCAGGCUGGACGCCCACGCUCCUCCUCGACCACAGACACACCAACCAGCCCCGCUCUAGCAGACAUGCUGCUAACAUCCGGUUACCACUCCACUGAGGAACCUGACAAGCUGGAUCGUUACGAUGGAUCAGGACCUGCAGUGUCACCUAAUGCCAUGUCCUACGGUGCAGACGGGUAUGAUGUAGUCGACAGUACCCCAGACCCCCAGCGAACUAAGCAGGCCAUUGCCCAACUACAACAGAAGAUCCUCAAGCUCACAGAACAAAUCAAAAUUGAACAAACCGCACGUGAUGACAAUGUGGCUGAAUACCUGAAACUGGCUAAUAAUGCAGACAAACAGCAGAGUACACGCAUCAAACAGGUGUUUGAGAAGAAAAAUCAAAAGUCAGCUCAGACUAUCCAGCAACUGCAGAGGAAGCUGGAGCACUACCACCGGAAACUUCGUGAGGUGGAGCACAAUGGCAUCCCUCGCCAGCCCAAAGAUGUUUUCCGAGACAUGCACCAGGGGUUGAAAGAUGUUGGAGCCAAGUGGAGGCUGCAGAAGUCACGUAUGGCCGCACAGAACUCCCAGGUGACAGGUGGCCUCUCCAGCAUCUCUCAAGCUACUCAUUCUGCAGCUGGAGCUGUGGUGUCCAAGCCGAGAGAAAUAGCUUCCCUCAUCCGCAACAAAUUUGGAAGCGCUGAUAACAUUUCAGCCCUGAAAGACUCUUUGGAUGAAACCCAGGGAGAUGAGGGUGUUGGCCCUGGGGGAACGAGGACCCUUGGGACAGGACAGUUGCAGUCCAGCCCAAAGUAUGCCAGUGAUGAUGACUGUUCCAGUGCUACUUCUGGGUCUGCAGGAGCCAACAGCACCACUGGAGCCCCUGGAGGCCCCCCUAGCUCCAGGGGCAAUACUCUUGAACAUGCCCAGGCCUCAGGCUUCGAUGCUAUACUCCAUGAGAUCCAAGAGCUCCGGGAUAACCAAGGUCGACUUGAGGAGUCCUUUGAAAACUUGAAAGCCCACUAUCAGCGGGACUACACAAUGAUCAUUGAGGCCCUUCAGGAGGAACGAUACAGGUGUGAACGUUUAGAAGAACAGCUGAAUGACUUGACGGAGCUGCACCAGAAUGAAAUUCUUAACUUGAAACAGGAACUAGCCAGCAUGGAGGAGAAGAUUGCUUAUCAGUCUUAUGAACGAGCGAGGGAUAUUCAGGAGGCGCUGGAGGCAUGCCAGACACGAAUCUCCAAGAUGGAGCUGCAGCAGCAGCAACAGCAGGUGGUGCAGCUCGAGGGUUUGGAGAAUGCCACAGCACGGACUCUUCUUGGAAAACUUAUCAAUGUGCUGCUAGCUGUCAUGGCAGUCCUUUUGGUGUUUGUGUCCACAGUGGCUAACUGUGUUGUCCCUUUGAUGAAAACACGCAGCCGCACGCUUUCGACGCUGCUCCUCAUAAUCCUCCUCGCCUUCCUCUGGAGGCACUGGGAUGCUAUUUCAGAGUACGUGCAUCGCUUUCUCCUGCACCCCAGAUGACCGGCUUGGAGAGGCUUAUUUAAACAAUGAAGGAGCAGAGGGUUUGAGGCUGAUGUGUAAACUGAGGACACUGACCCGUACAGGGAGUUGAAUCUCAAUAAUCCGACCUUUUCUUCCUGUUGAGCAGCUUCUCAAAACACUCAGGAGGAUUGCAUCAGAGGUUUGUCACCUCAUCACUUUCUGGAAUGUGUUUUGAGAAGAAUAAAACGGAAAAUAAGGGGAGAAAAGUUCGGAUGUUUGGUAUUGACUUGCAAUCUUUGGUGCAAUUGUGGCUCAAGCACACACUGUAAGGGUGAAUGGGGGGUAUAGUUGAAGGAGGGGCCGAGAGAACUGCACACUUGAUUUCUCUCUUCUGAGUGAAUUUGUUUACAUGUGGAAAACUUUGCAUUGUUUCUCCACAGAAGAAAUUGUAAUUCAGAGUUUUAUUACUUUUGAGCUGAUUCAAGUGGUAUUGUUUUGAACUCACUGCUAUUUUUUAAUACAGCUAAAUAAUGGCUUUUUACUUCGUUUAAAUGUAAUGAGCUGACACUUAUCUGCUGAUUCAGUUUUCCACAUUCGUCUCUUUCUUUUUGUAAGUUCUUUCUCUUCUGGUUUUUCAUCAGUCUGCUACAGUAUUUCUGUCCUCUUCACCUACUCUUUUCAACUUUUAGCUUGUGUGACCAACUCUUCCUCUUCCUGCUCACUACUCUCUGAAGAACGGGGUGCUUGCACAUCAGCUACAUUGCUGUAGAAUCAGACUUGUCACUGGAUCAAAUAAUGGUGGGUUCUCGACUUGUUCCUUUUGGAUGUGUGAAGUCAAUAACACUGGUUCUGCCACAACCAGGAUAUUACUAUCAAGAACCUUUCAUUUUGAGCUGCAACCCUGCCCUCUUGGCCAACUGGAUCCCACUAUCCUAGUGGAUUUCCCACUGCAGAAGAAUAAUCCGUGAACUGAAUUAACAUACUUGAAGAGCGGUUAAAGUGCUCAAAGACUCAGUGCUUCCGUACUGUUCAAUUAGUGACAAUGAAAUAGUAAUACUUUUUAGUUGAUUUUUUUUUAUUUUUUAAAGACAAAUAAAUUUGCUGUUUUAAAAGGUGAAAAUGAAAGUCUAA